CCAAUCAUUGCAGGUUUUAACCUGGCCCUGGACUGCCCCUCUGCGGCCUUCGCCAGAAUUGUCCUCCCCCACCCUGUGAUUUUUGAGUCUCUCUUGGACGUUUCCUGCGCCAUCCUGGCCAGCGCGUGGACUUCCACCCCAGCCUGGCACUCUGACCCAGAUAGCGUCAUUUCAUCUCCCCUGUCGUCCGGAAUCAAAGUUCUCCAACUACUAAGUAAAAAGGCCUGGAGAACCAACCGCACCAGGCAUUCUAGAAGCACUGUGGUCUGCAGAUAACCCCCUUUACCGGAGUCAUGGCACCUCUCAUGAAGGGCCAAGUGUGUGUGGUGACUGGUGCCUCGAGGGGUAUUGGCCGUGGCAUUGCCUUGCAGCUCUGCCAAGCAGGUGCCACGGUUUACAUAACUGGCCGCCACGAGGACACCCUUCGGGUCGCUGCUGAGGAGGCACAAUCCCUUGGGGGCCAAUGUGUGCCUGUGGUGUGUGAUUCAAGCCAGGAGAGUGAAGUGCGAAGCCUAUUUGAGCGAGUAACUCGGGAACAGAAUGGACGUCUAGAUGUGCUGGUCAAUAAUGCCUAUGCUGGGGUUCAGGCAAUCCUGAACGCCACCAGUAAGACAUUCUGGGAACUCCCUGCCUCCAUAUGGGAUGAUAUCAACAAUGUUGGACUCAGAGGCCACUACCUGUGCUCAGUGUAUGGGGCACGGCUGAUGGUACCAGCUGGCCGGGGGCUUAUCGUGAUCAUCUCCUCCCCUGGGGGUCUGCAGUACAUGUUCAACGUCCCCUAUGGUGUGGGAAAAGCUGCGUGCGACAGACUGGCUGUUGACUGUGCCCAAGAGCUACGGCGCCAUGGAGUCAGCUAUGUAUCUCUGUGGCCAGGGAUGGUGCAGACAGAACUGCUGCAGGAUUAUGUAACAAAGGACGAGCAUCCUAAGGAUCCUGUGUUCAGUCGGUUUAAACGAAUUUUCUCAGCAGCAGAAACCACAGAAAUGAGCGGCAAGUGUGUGGUGGCACUGGCAACAGACCCUAAUAUCCUGAGCCUGAGUGGGAAGGUGCUGCCAUCAUGUGACCUUGCUCGACGCUAUGGACUAAAGGAUGUGGAUGGCCGCCCUGUCCACGACUAUUUGUCUAUGAGCUCUGCUCUCCAGCACGUCUCCAGCCUGAGCUGGUUGGCCUCCUACUUGCCUGGAUUCCUUCGCAUGCCCAAGUGGCUUAUCACCCUCUACGCCAGCAAGUUCUGACCCUCCUGGCCUGAUACCAGAGCUCCGCUUCUCUGCCCACUUGGGCUCUGAUAAUUGGGCCCAAUGGAACAAAGCAGCCUUGUUCACCUACCACUGCCCUUGGUUUCUGUGGGGUAUGCGUGGUGAGUUCUGGGGGCCUCUGUGUCCCUGGGAUUUCUUUAUCCUUAACUUUUACUUUUUGUCUUAGUAUCAAAAAAUACUCUGGAGGCAAAUAAAGGUUCUCAUUUCCCCUUCA
This is a messenger RNA of Octodon degus (degu), 1470 nucleotides long. RefSeq names its product dehydrogenase/reductase 1 (gene Dhrs1). The transcript is spliced from 9 exons. Bases 294 to 1235 code for a protein of 313 amino acids. The record is from RefSeq and is a predicted model, not a curated record. Lineage: Eukaryota; Metazoa; Chordata; Mammalia; Rodentia; Octodontidae.